Molecule: messenger RNA, 2472 nt
Organism: Fusarium coffeatum
Lineage: Eukaryota; Fungi; Ascomycota; Sordariomycetes; Hypocreales; Nectriaceae
Exons: 2
Coding region: 1-2472 (823 amino acids)
Biological process (GO): regulation of DNA-templated transcription; DNA-templated transcription
Cellular component (GO): nucleus
Molecular function (GO): DNA binding; DNA-binding transcription factor activity, RNA polymerase II-specific; zinc ion binding
Source: RefSeq, a predicted model, not a curated record
AUGCCAUCUGAGGCCACUUCAUCGACUCAUCCUUUGCCCUCCCCGCACCCUUCAAAUCUCAACUACUACACGACAUUACAAAUUCAAUCUGCUUUGUCUUCAACUAUACAGCACGUCGACGACACCGAAGCUAACAAUGCCGUACCUAGAUGUGAGCUGUGCAAGCAAAGAAAGGUCAAGUGCGAUCGUGGCCAACCAUCGUGUGGGUGGUGCAGCCGCAAUGGCGCUGUAUGUGAAUACAAAGAGCGUAAGAAGCCUGGUCUGAGGGCAGGUUAUGGGCGCGAACUCGAGCAGCGUUUGGAUAAACUGGAGGAGAUCCUACGCUCACAUGCUGAGAUUCUUCACGGGUCUUUGGCAUCUAAUACAAACCCAGGCUUUGCCGCCAGUAUUCGACAAAGCAACCCAAGCAUUCCCAGUGACCAAGGGACACCACGGGAUACUCAUCACAACCUUUUCAGACCAUCUGAGCCAGUUCGCACGCCUCAAACUGAUCCAGCCUCAUUCGGACAGAAAGCGCCUGGUUCAGGCUUUGCACCAAGCGCACCAAGCCUUGAUUUCAGCGUUGCCCAUACACCUAGGAUGAAUGACGGGUACCAUGGUCAGAACAGGACAUCGUUUUCAGGCGUGGCGGCACCGUCUCAGUUGUCUCCGAUACAACACAAUAACGCCACUCAAGAGUAUUAUUCUUCGGUGCAACCAAAUAUCCAUUCGCCCACUGCCCCAUUAUCCACUGCACCAGGAACUUCGACCCCCGAUCGUGAUAUGCCGCCAUACGAUCUUCUCUACGCAUUAGUCGACCUUUACUUCAAGCAUAUCAAUACCUGGUGCCCGAUUCUUCAUCGUAAAACGACUUUAGAUAGUCUUUUCGGACCGUCUGCGCUCGAUGAAACGGAUCGUGUUCUGUUACAUGCAAUUGUGGCAACAACUAUGCGUUUCUCAACAGAUGCAAGACUGACAGAGGAACGGCGAGAGCACUAUCACAGAGUUUCCAAAGAACGAGUCCUGCUCUACGGUAUGGAGAAUUCUUCGGUCAAGGCAUUGCAGGCACUCGUCAUACUUGCGCUCGAUCUUUGUGGAAGCAGUAACGGACCACCGGGCUGGAACAUUAUGGCCCUCAUUACCCGUUCUGUGGUGCAGCUUGGUCUAGCUGUUGAAGUUACCUCAUCAACCGUAUCACCUCACUACCUGUCCAUAUAUACGCUUCGAGCGAUGACUCUCUCGGAACCCAAGGAUUUCAUAGAAGAGGAAGCAAGGCGCCGUUUGUUCUGGAUGAUCUAUCUGUUAGAUAGAUAUGCAACACUUGCAACUGCUUUCGAGUUUGCUCUGGACGACAAAGAAAUCGAUAGAACGUUGCCAUGCCGCGAUGAUCUAUGGAUCAAGAAUCAAAAGGUUGACACUAGGUGGUUCAGCACUGACUUACACUCAGGCUCCCCGGGCCACGAUAUCGAUCAGCCUGAGAAUCUGGGCGCUUUUGCUUACUACAUCGAGAUCCUCGGCAUUCUCUCGAAGAUACACAAGUUCCUCAAGCAGCCCGUCGACAUUAGUGCUCUGAGUGAUGUGGAGCAGUGGCAGAUGCGGUACAAGGAGCUGGACAGUAUGCUCACGUCUUGGAAAUUUAGCCUUCCAGGGGAGUUUGGUAACAUGGCUAAAUUGUUUCACCCGGGGAGCAAGAACAUCAAUUGUGCAUGGGUAAUGCUUCAUGCUACAUAUCACACUGCUGUUAUUCGUCUUCACUCGUCCGCGGCGUAUCCUACAACAAGAUCUCCGAUCUUUACCCCGUCUUAUAGCGCUUCACAACGGUGCCAUGGUGCGGUCGAGAACGUCGCCGCUCUUGGAGAGUUCGUCGUGAACAAUGGGAUGCUAGCAAAGUUGGGGCCGCCCUUUGCUUUUACUCUCUGGGUUUCGGCGCGUCUGCUUCUUGUCCAUGGCUCGACGGUUGAGCAUAAGCUGUCGCCUCAGCUUCCGUUCUUUGUCGAUAGCCUGCGUGAGAUGGGACAUUAUUGGCCAGUUGCAGCUCGAUAUUCCCAGCUGUUACAGCGGGUCUUGGAUGAGCAUCACGACAGUGAACGACAGGGAGACGGUGUCACCCCUAGUUCGGUCAAGAUCCUGUCUGACAUGCGACGUACUGCGUUCGAUCUGGAUUUUCUCAUUUCGCGUCAGCCGAAGCAGCCAGGUGGUUCAGCUCUCAGUAGACUACCGAGCGUAACACCGGCAAGAACACCUGCACCCAAUGAGCUCGAGUAUCUUGAUGUAUUCGACUUUUUCAACGUACCACGUCUUCCUUUGGGUGGUGAAAACAUCGCCGGCGUCAAUGGUACUCCAGCGCCGCCAACUAAUAUGGACGCGUCCAACGAUAAUGGCACGAGUUUGGGAGCGUCAAACGAGUUCAACAUCACCAAUUUCAUGGUCGACGCUAACAGUGACUGGCUUUUCAAACAAGAAGGUGGUCCCAAAUACAUGGCAGCUACGUAA